AUGCGACGUGACGACGUAGACGGUGAGGUGGCUGCAGGGGCCGCAACGCGACAAAGUCAACUGAGGCGGGCGUGUCGUGACGCUGGUGCCGCGGCAGCGGCUCGGGCAGCGUUGCGUGCCACUCGUUCGCGUGCUCGUUCGCAGCGCGGCAUACUGGGGAAACCUCGGGACCUUCGGGAAGCGCGUUCGUCGAAUGCGAACGAUAGGUCACGGCUGCUGGGUUGCCAGACGCACGAGCGCGCCCCAGGGGCCCAUGCACGCUCGGUUUCGUCUGUCCAGUGCAGACCAGCUGGAGCGGAAAACGAACCACCGGCAAGCGGAGGCGCCUGUCCGGAAGCGUCGAUUUCGGCAGCCGUCGAAGCGGCGCGUGCAAAAUUCCAUCUCUGGUAUCACUUGCUCGUACUUGGCGGCUUUUCGGUAUUACUUCAUGGCGAAGGAAGCAAAUUUGCUGUCUUGGAAGCAUUCGCAGCUGACUUGGUGAAGAGAAACGCUGUUGAUGCACCGAACAUCGCCUCCGCUGUGCUGGUUGUGAACGGAUUCAAUCCAUUCGUCCAGGUGCGUGCGCUGGUCCAGGAAAUUGCCGAUGCAGCUGGAGCGCGGCGGUUAUCGCCUCACUCUAGGAAGCACGAGCACGAGCAUGAGCCGCACGCGAGACGGGGGCGUCCGCUGGCGGCGCAGUUGCGAAUGCUCGGCGAGUUGUACAAGGCGGAAGCACCGCGGAGGCUUUUCCUCGUGGUCCACAACAUCGAUGGGCAGACCUUGUCCACCACCGAGACACAGACGUUGCUGGCGAACCUUGCCUCGCAGCCUCGCGUUCAUCUAAUCGCCUCCAUAGAUCGAAUGGAGGUGACAAUUCUGUGGCCUGUAGGAUCAUGUUACGAACGAUUCCAAUGGAUUUGGCAGCAUUGCCCAACGCAUUUGCCCCAUGUCGUGGAGACCGGAGGCCAUGCCGAAAGUGCCAAGACCCUGUCGGCGGAGCAGCUCGUUCGCGGCGCUAUCAUGCUUCUUACUGGAUUAACGCCCAAUGCCCGACGCAUUUUUCAGUUGCUGGCGCAGAUGCAGCUCGAGUCUGCCGCCAGUGCGGAAGAUCGCACGAGAGGCGACCGAGUGAAACAAGGCAUCUCGUUCUCAGAUUUUUACCGCAUUUGCCGUUCAAAGUUUUUCGUGAGCAAUGCCAACUCCCUGCAGGCAAUUCUUCGGGAACUCGAAGACCACAAUCUAUUGGAGUCUGCAGUCCCGGGUUGGCGAACCGGGGCCUCGGGCCUUGAGAACAGCCGAAGUAUUCCCGAUUGCUUGAGAAUUCCGCUGCCAUCCGCACAGAUACGAGAGGUAUUGCGCGAACUCCAUGCAGAUCCGCAUCGAUAA
This is a messenger RNA of Cyanidioschyzon merolae strain 10D, 1365 nucleotides long. RefSeq names its product similar to origin recognition complex subunit 2. The record is from RefSeq and is a predicted model, not a curated record. Gene Ontology annotation, biological process: DNA replication. NCBI's taxonomy places the organism in Eukaryota, Rhodophyta, Bangiophyceae, Cyanidiales, Cyanidiaceae. Bases 1 to 1365 code for a protein of 454 amino acids. Gene Ontology annotation, molecular function: DNA replication origin binding. The transcript has a single exon. Gene Ontology annotation, cellular component: nucleus; nuclear origin of replication recognition complex.